AUGAUUAAAAGGAAAUACAAUUUGAAAUACUGUUGUGAUGAUAUUUGUAUAUAUCCAAGUAGCACACUACUAAACAGCAACUGGGAUAAAUUCAGUCACAGUUUUGGCUUAACAGCCAUUUCAACAUACCAACUUAAAAUCAACAAGAGCAUUGACAGGAUAGAUGAUGAGAGUAAAAAUCAUGGUGGAAACUGUGAAAGAAAUGAACAAAAAAAAAAAGGCAAAGUGUACUUUUAUAGACUGGAGGAAAAUAUAACUGACGAUGGAAACUACUAUGAAAUUAACCCCCGCUUGACAUACGACAGCAACAUAAACUUUCGUAGCGGCGUUCUGCAGUCGAAUUACCUAUUCACCCACGAUAGUAUAAUCUUAGGAAGUGUAUGUGUUAACGGUUUUCAUGUGUCCAGCUUGAAGGACAAAACUAAUAAUCUUGUGUUUGCAACAUUGGAUGAAAAAAACAAUUCAGGCCUAUCCUUUGACGCUUUCGAUGGAAAACCUGAAAAAGUGUGCGUUUCCUUCAGCAAUGGGGAUGUCUGCUUUCUCGUUGACGGGAAAGAAAGCAAGUUGUGGAGGGCUCAUGAAUAUCACGUAUGGACAUGCACAUUUAACGGAAACGAAAAUGUAGUAACAACAGGAUCUGAUGAUUGUUCCUUUGUAAUUUGGGAUUUAAGAACAGCGACACAUUCUACAAAAAAUAAAAAAUCCCAUUCUCAAGGUGUCACGGCAGUUAAAUUCGACAGUUUCAGUCAGCACUUAUACACGGGAUCGUAUGACAACAAGAUUCGCGUUUUCGAUGCACGAAACUUCCAAGACCCUUUUCAAACUGUGGACGUGAAGUCUAGCAUAUGGAGGAUUAAAUUAUUAUACAAAGGCACAGAGGUGUAUAAACUCCUAGUUGCUGCGUGUGACGGAGGGGCACGGAUAUUUAAGAAGAAGGACGAUGAAUUCAUUUUUCAUAAAGGAGUGAUCAAUGAUAAUGAGCUGACAUAUGGAGUUGAUACCAUUGACCUUUUUGAUGAGAAAAGAAAAAAAAAAAAAAAAAUCUAUCUAUCUUGUUCUUUUUAUAAUAAGGAAGUUCAAAUGUGGUUUUAA
Plasmodium gonderi is the source of this 1092-nucleotide messenger RNA. Its product is annotated as WD domain, G-beta repeat domain containing protein. NCBI's taxonomy places the organism in Eukaryota, Apicomplexa, Aconoidasida, Haemosporida, Plasmodiidae. Gene Ontology annotation, molecular function: protein binding. Bases 1 to 1092 code for a protein of 363 amino acids. The record is from RefSeq and is a predicted model, not a curated record. The transcript has 12 exons.